Cygnus atratus (black swan) is the source of this 690-nucleotide messenger RNA. RefSeq names its product mitochondrial ribosomal protein L34 (gene MRPL34). The transcript has 2 exons. Lineage: Eukaryota; Metazoa; Chordata; Aves; Anseriformes; Anatidae. Gene Ontology annotation, cellular component: ribosome; mitochondrial large ribosomal subunit. Gene Ontology annotation, biological process: translation. Bases 69 to 389 code for a protein of 106 amino acids. Gene Ontology annotation, molecular function: structural constituent of ribosome. The record is from RefSeq and is a predicted model, not a curated record.
UCGGCGGCGAGGAGCCAAUAGGGGGCGGUGUUGUUGGGAGGACGGCGUUGCUAGGGAGGGCUGAGGUGAUGGCGGCGGGCCUGGGCCUGCUGUGGCCGCGGGCCGCCGGCGGCAGUUUUCUCCUCCUGCGGCGCGUCGCGGCCGCUCCCUUCCAGCUCCGGGCGGUGUCCGUCCUGUCAAGGUCCCGGGAGCAGCCCCUCGGCCUCGCCGGCCCGGUGCCCUCCUGGAGCCUGCAGCAGGUUCGCCUCAAGGCGCGGGGGAACGAGUACCAGCCCAACAACCGCAAGCGCAAACGGACCCACGGCUGGAUCAAGCGCAUCAGCGCACCGGCAGGCAUCGAGGUUAUCCUCCGACGCAUGCUGAAGGGCAGGAAGUCCCUGAGCCACUGAGGGCUUGGCCCGAGGGAUUGGUUUGGGGUGCAGCGAGCCGGAACCGAGCCCGAAAAGUGCCACGGAUUUGGAGUGAUGCAGCCUGAGCGCUUCUACUGAGGGAGGCUGUGACGGGCAGCAGCACCCGGCUGCCCCUUCUGUGUUGAAAGCGCAAGAGGAAUCACCCUGGUUUGAGAGCGGUCUCCAAAGGCUUUGUUUAUUUGGCUGCUUUUUUAAUUGUAAGGUCUUUGCCAUUCGUAUGUGUGAUUGUAAGAUAAACUUGUGGAAAACACAAGCUGUAAUUAAAGCCUAGCAACUUUUA